Messenger RNA from Symbiodinium necroappetens, 423 nucleotides. Lineage: Eukaryota; Dinophyceae; Suessiales; Symbiodiniaceae. The record is from the annotation of a GenBank genome assembly.
AUGCCGCAAUGUGGGCGAACCACCCAGCCCUCGCAGCCGUCACGAGUGGAACAGGCACCCACAUUACGGCGACAGAUUUUGCGGGUUGCUACAGAAACCUUCGCCGAACUCUCGGAAGAUCCCAUCGAGGAAGAUGAGCCGGAAGUCCCAGCAGACGUGCCGGCACCGAGCACGCUUCCUUUCCCACCUCCGACAGCUACCAACACCGAAAGCACCGCCGACAUCCAUGAUGUGACCGUACUCAUCGAGAAGUUGCGCAAGGUCAUCGGGGACUCACACGGCAAGACUGAAGUGCUCCUCCACCAAACCUCCACGUUGCUUGCUACCCAACAUGAAGCUAUGACGGCAUUAAUUGCUAGUUGCAAGCAGCAACUAGACGUCUUGGAAAGUUUGCUACGUCAGGGCAACCCUGACUGGUCGUAG